AUGAGAGCAUACUACCGCAGUGGGUGCAGCCCUGACAAGAUGCCAGCCUGGGAAGAUAUCAAGGCGGAGAUCGAGCGUUCUUCCGUCCAGGCAGCUCCGGCACGCCACCAUCCGGACGUACUGGCAUUGGAAAAUAGCUGGCUCCUUGCUCUGAUCCCUCCGAAAGAGACGACCAGGCGUCUCCUGCCCCCCAUCAAUGCCUGGGACCUGUACAAAGGUCCCACUUCCACCGAGAGAUCGAGAAAGAUUGACGAGAUGGGUCGAGAUUGGCUCGUGCAGGAACCUAAAGCCAUCAAAAAUGCUCGAGGAAACCCAUGCAAGAUCGAUCGACGUCCCAAAAAGCGGAGGUUGUCCAAUGCACCGCAAGAAGUCAUCGAUAAAUGGUUUAAGGGUUUCCCCAUUACCAUCGGCAGCAUUGCCGAUACGGAAGAGAAAAAUUCUCUAGUGCGUCGUCCAUGUCACACAUGGAAGGACGUCUGGGCAAACACCAUCAACCUAGGACAUCGAGAUCACCAAGGCUGA
Molecule: messenger RNA, 522 nt
Organism: Gaeumannomyces tritici R3-111a-1
Lineage: Eukaryota; Fungi; Ascomycota; Sordariomycetes; Magnaporthales; Magnaporthaceae
Exons: 1
Coding region: 1-522 (173 amino acids)
Source: RefSeq, a predicted model, not a curated record